AUGAUCAGAUCUGUAGCAUCCAGGGUCCUCUCUCGCUCUUUGCGUAGUAGUCGUAGUACCGAAUACAUAGCUAGCAAGAUCGAGAAAGGUGCAAGUGGCAGAGAAGAAUCGUAUGCUGAAACCAGACAAGCUAUCCCCACCUUGACUAUCUCAAAAUUUGGCUUGACCCCGGAACAGAGUGCCGCUUGCAAGAGGUUGAGAACAUGCUUUGCAUCGUCUUCGACUAAUCACCAAACAAUUGAUAGAUUAAGGGGGGAAGAUCAAAGUUUAUUUCGAACUGAAAAGGGUAGAUCUGAACUUUCUGACCUUAGUACCAGUUUAUUCAACAUUCAGUAUGGAGGUGUAAGAGGUGUUAACUGGAGGGCUAAGGAAGAUGACUAUUUUGAUAUCAGAAGUCUGGUAGACAGCUUGGUAGAUGCCACGUAUGUACCUGGGAUAGGUGAGGAUCAUGAGAAGGAAUGCGCCUCUGACGAAUGA
This is a messenger RNA of Kwoniella shivajii, 477 nucleotides long. RefSeq lists its product as uncharacterized. The transcript has a single exon. The coding region runs from base 1 to 477 and encodes 158 amino acids. The record is from RefSeq and is a predicted model, not a curated record. NCBI's taxonomy places the organism in Eukaryota, Fungi, Basidiomycota, Tremellomycetes, Tremellales, Cryptococcaceae.